AUGAGAAGAAAAUUAUUAUUAGUCACUUUAAUUAUUGUAAUUGCAAGAAACAUUAAAUGUGCAAGCGUUGAUGUGUGCAGCAACCAUAUUGAUGGAAAAUGUGAUUACAAAUCAUCUACAGAUUUACAAGGAAAAAGUUCUCCUGAAAUAACAGUAAUCAAUCGCUCAACAGAAUCGUUCAAAUCGGCAGAAAGCGAUGCAUUGAAAGAAACAACUAUUAAUGUUUCAGAAUUAAAUACCAAGAAAUUGUAUAAUGAAGUGUCUAGUCCAAGUUUGACAGUUGAUAAAUCUGAAAAUAAAAGUGAUAAAACAAGUGAAUUUUUCACAAAGUUGAAUUUGACUGAUAAAGAUUCAGAAAUCUAUAGCUCAACAGUUUUUUCAACAACAAUUACCCAUAAGCAAAAGGAUGUAUUGGAAACAAUUACAGAAGAAGCAACAGAAACUAUGUUCACAGAAGAAACAACAACCCCUAUUUCACAAGAUUCAACUAUUCAAACGACCACCACCGAUGAAAAUCCUAUAAUGAAUGAGUGCAAACUUAAUAAUACAUCUCAUGAAAUAAGCGAUUUAAACGAAUUGACUGUAUCAUGGGAGUUAAAUGAUUCAUCAUCAUGUAAUUCUUCAACUGUAAACUUAAUUUUGAUCAAUCAAAAUUGCUUAGAGCUUUCAUGUAAUGAAGAAAAACGAAUUGAAGCCGAUCGUCUAAACUUUACCUUUUUAAAAAAUUUAACUCCAUGUAUAAGUUACUCUUACCAAAUUCAAAUUGUCAACUCAUCGGAUCUAAUAAGCAUGAAAAUAUCUGAGAUUUUAAAAUAUCAAAAACCAAAGGAGCCAGCACUUAUAAACAUCACUGACACAACUGUAACAUUGAAAGUAAUUUUAAAUGAUCCAGAGAGUGAAUGCAAAGAUAUCUUUUAUGAAGUUGAAUGCAAAUCAAACGAAAGUGGAAGUAUUUCUAAAAAUAGUACUACAGAUAUUGUUUUGAUUGAAAAUCUAGAACCACGUCAAAAUUUUUCAUGUUCAGCAAGAGUUAAACAUGGAGAAACGGAUUGGUCCCAAUAUAGUGAAGCUUCAAUUUUCACAACCAAUGCUACAGAUUGUAAUCUUCGCAAUGCUACUUACGAGAUAAAAGAUGAAACCAAUAAUCUUACAAUAUUUUGGGAAACAAAUGGUUCUGAAAUGUGCGAUACAGCAAUUGUGAGCAUAACACUUACAAAUAAAAAUUGCAUUGUGAAUUGUAAUCAACUAUUUGAAGUCAAAGCUGAUAAUCUAAAAUAUAAUUUUUUGGAGUCUCUAACUCCAUGUGCAACUUAUUUUUAUGAAAUUCAAAUAAUCAAUUCUACUACACCGUCAAAAUUUAACAAAACAUUUGACGCUUAUAAAAAGUAUGCGGAGAUUAAAAAUCUUACUAUAACAGAUGAAGAAGAAAUUGAAAAUAGUUCAAAAACUUUAAACAUGGUUAUUACAUGGGAAUAUGAAAAUAAUGAGUGUAAGGAAAAUUUCGAAGUUUUGGCUCGUGGACAAAACAACAACUAUCAAAGUACAAUUCAAGGAUAUACGAAUACAUUUAAAAAUUUACAAGCUUGCGAAGAAUUUAACGUUACUAUUUACAUCAAAGAUAAUCAAAAUAUUAUUACUUCUGCCAUACAUACUAUGAAAAGAAUAAUUCCAUCAGAAAUACGAAAUUUGCUUCUUAGUCAGGAAGAUGAUAAAACUUCAAUUAAUGUUGCGUGGAUGGCACCCGAAUAUGGGGCGAAAUGUAUUGACCGUUACAUGAUCUACGUAAAAAAUGAUUUUGAAUACGAAUUUAUUCGAAACACCACUUCUAAUGUUUAUUUACUAUCUGAUGUAUAUGCUUGCGUUAACUAUACUAUAAUGGUUAGUAUCAGUACAUCAGAAAUUGACGAUGAAAAUUCAGAAACAACGUUAUUUUCAACAACCAGUACAAUCAAGACUACAACAUUUUCUGUGUCUAUUUCGCCUGCUAUAGAAUAUAUAUCUGAAUCAUCAAUAAAUAGUUCUAUAAAAACAGAACCAAGACAAUUUGUUCAAACUCAAAAUCUUCAACUUAAUAAACAAACUGACAAAUCAUUAAGCUUUACUGUGGUUCCAUCAAAUGACCCUAAAAAUAAGUGUCCUAUUGUAAAAUAUUAUGUAGAAUGCACAUCCACUGAAACUGGUAAUAAAACAGAGAGUGCUUCGAACACAUCAAAUAUAGUAGAAGUCGACAAAUUAGAACCUUUCCACAACUACUCAUGUAAAGCAUCAAUUGAAAAUGAAAACCAAGUAAAAUCAAUUUGGAGUUACAAUACAACUUUUAUGACCAAAGAAGGAGUUCCAAAUGCUCCGAAUGUUGAAAUUGCUCAAGGAACCGUUACUUCAACUUCAUUUACAAUUAAAUGGAAAGAACCAACUAGCCCAAAAGGAAUAAUCAAACAGUAUCAUGUUUAUAUAAGGUUUGAGAAAUUUAAAUACGAUAACCCAUCUUAUUGUACAGAGUCUGUAACUGGUGAGAAUAAAACUAUUUUGGUUGAAAAUCUUGUUCAUCUAUCAUACACCUUUAAAACCGGACUACCAAGUUCAUCUUAUACCGUUCAUAUUCGUGCAUCAAAUCAAGCUUUUGAUGGAGAUUUUUCGAGUUCUAAAAGCGAAACCACUAAAGCGGGUCCUUCGGACAUACUCGAAGAGUUCAAUGUUCAUCAUAAUGAAAUACGGCUCUACGAAGCCUAUAAUAAGACAAUUUUUAUUGAUUUUAAUUACCCAUGCAGAGCAAAUGGAGAAAUACAAGAAUUUGUAGUUGAAUUCAAAUCAAGUAAAAAUACAUUCAACAAAACAAUUCCUUAUGACAAAAAUGAAAAAGAGGAUGCAAAGUAUAACUUUAAUCUCAAAAUCGAUGAAUUAGAACCUGAUAUAUUUUACACCAUUUAUGGAUAUGCUAAUGAAAAAAGUGGCAUUAAAGGAAAAGAAUACAUCUAUAGAGAUUUCAAACUAAAUGCUGGAAUUCCAGAAUUAAAUGAAGACAUUGAAGUUACAUCUGAAUCGACAACUACCUCGAUAUACAUUUCAAUUUCCGACAACUUAUUCGAUUCAAAUGUGGGGAAAAUUACUCAUGCCAGAAUUUUCAUCCUUCAAUGGAACUGCACAGAUAUGUCUUAUAAACAAGGUUUCAAUCACCAAGAUGACCAACACAAAAAUAUAUUUUGGGAAGAAGCUAUGAGUAAAAAAUGCAUACCUGAAUAUGAUACAGGAAUAACACUAUUUAAUGAUAGAGAUAAAAAGCAAGUAGAAGGGAUCGGUACUGAGUCAUAUUGUGAACCAAACUCCCGUUGUAAUGGGAGAUUGCAACCUGGAACAAUUUAUGGUGUGACCUUCAAAUUAUAUACGGAAACAGGAUAUGCAAAUACAGCAUACUUUAAGAUUGCCACAAAUAAGGAAGUUCCUAUUGUUGCUAUUUCCAUAAUUAUUUUAUCAAUAUUAUGUCUGGUAUUUUUAAUUGGUUUCUAUAUUUCGUGUCGUCGAACGCAAGAAUUAAGGAAAUCGGCUCUUGAUUCACCAUACGAUCGAAAGGAUAUAUCAGUACAGAAUUUUUUGGCGUACCAUAUCGUAAUGUCAAAGAGUGAUAAUGAAAAGAUAAAAGAAGAAUAUAAAGCUAUUCAAUACUUUUCUGAAAACUUAGAUAGAACUUUUAUAGCAUCAAGGGCAAAUGAAAAAUUAAAUCGAUAUUCAAAUAUCUGUCCAUAUGAUUCAACACGAGUGGUGCUGAAUGAUGAUGAGUUUGAAAAUGACUAUAUUAAUGCAUCAUAUAUAAAUGGGUAUUACUACCCAAAAGAGUAUAUAGCUGCGCAGGGACCAAAACCAGAUACUGUUUUAGACUUUUGGAGAAUGAUUUUACAGCAUCGAAUAGAGUCAAUUGUGAUGUUAACAUCAUUAGUAGAAAACAAUAAAGUUAAAUGUCAUGAAUAUUUCCCAAGAUUGAAUGGGCAUUUAAAAAGUGCUAACAUCACAAUAACAUGUGCAAAGGAACAAAAUUUUCCAUCCUACAUAAAAAGAGUAUUAAUUGUGGAAAAGAACGAUAUGAAACUAAGUGUGAAUCAUUAUUACUUCUGUAAAUGGCCUGAUCAUGAAUGUCCAAGCAAUGCUUUAGAUUUAAUUGAAUUUGUGAAAGUUAUUCGGAAUGAGAGACAAAAAUCUGGAGAAACUUUUGUUGUCCAUUGCAGUGCGGGUGUUGGAAGAACUGGUACUUUCAUAGCAGUUGAUAUCAUGAUGCAAAGAAUAAAAAAAGAGGCAAAAAUUAAUAUAUUCGAUUUAGUGAAGCAAUUGCGCUCACAAAGAAUGAAAAUGGUUCAGGGUGAAGAGCAGUAUUCUUUCUUAUAUAAAGCUGCUCUGGAAUUAAUCAACAUGUCAAGAAGGACUAAUGUACUUCAAAAUCUUCGGGAUACAGUAUUGAAGUUUAUAGAUGAACUUGAAAUUCCUGAAAGCUUGAAGCGUCGUGAUAAUCACACAAACGAACUAGCAAAUGUCACAAAAAAGGAUGAAAAGGAAACUGUUUUGUGA
Molecule: messenger RNA, 4554 nt
Organism: Chironomus riparius
Lineage: Eukaryota; Metazoa; Arthropoda; Insecta; Diptera; Chironomidae
Source: the annotation of a GenBank genome assembly